Molecule: messenger RNA, 12148 nt
Organism: Anolis carolinensis (green anole)
Lineage: Eukaryota; Metazoa; Chordata; Lepidosauria; Squamata; Anolidae
Gene: scube1
Product: signal peptide, CUB domain and EGF like domain containing 1
Exons: 23
Coding region: 107-3187 (1026 amino acids)
Biological process (GO): signal transduction
Cellular component (GO): cell surface
Molecular function (GO): calcium ion binding
Source: RefSeq, a predicted model, not a curated record
UCAGUUUCGCCAGCCCGGAGCGCGUCUCCGCAUCUCAGAAGCAGCGGCAGCAGCGCGAGCAGCACGCCAACUUCCCCGGCUCCUCCGCAUCCUCGCCUCCAGCAUCAUGGGGAGCAGCAGCAGCAGCAGCAGCGCUCACUUGGCGUGGCACUUGUGCCUCGCGCUCGCUUUCCUGCGCCUGCGCGGCCUCGCGGGGGGCAGCGGGAUCCCAGAUGCUGACGAAUGUACAGAAGGGACAGAUGACUGCCAUAUCGACGCGAUUUGUCAAAACACGCCGAAGUCUUACAAAUGCAUUUGCAAACCUGGUUAUAAAGGAGAAGGAAAACAGUGUGAAGACAUUGAUGAGUGUGAAAAUGACUUCUACAAUGGAGGCUGUGUACACGAAUGCAUCAAUAUUCCAGGCAACUAUCGGUGUACUUGCUAUGAUGGAUUCAUGCUGGCUCAUGAUGGACACAACUGCCUUGAUGUUGAUGAAUGUCUGGAUAACAAUGGAGGAUGUCAGCAGAUUUGUGUCAAUACAAUGGGAAGUUAUGAAUGUCAGUGCAAAGAAGGCUUUUUCCUGAGUGAUAACCAACACACAUGUAUUCACCGCUCCAAUGAGGGUAUGAACUGUAUGAACAAAGAUCAUGGGUGCGCACAUAUCUGCCGGGAGACACCCAAAGGUGGGGUUGCCUGUGAAUGUAGGCCUGGCUUUGAACUUGCCAAAAACCAGAAGGACUGCAAAUUAACCUGUAACUAUGGAAAUGGAGGCUGCCAACACACCUGUGAUGACACAGAUACUGGUCCUGUCUGCGGUUGUCACCAGAAGUAUGCCCUACACUCUGACGGCCGAACGUGUAUUGAGAAGGAUGAGGCUGCAAUUGAGAGUUCUGAGUUCAAUGCCACGUCAGUAGCUGAUGUGGACAAGCGGGUGAAACGGCGGCUACUUAUGGAAACAUGUGCUGUCAAUAAUGGAGGCUGUGACCGCACUUGCAAGGAUACAGCAACAGGAGUACGCUGCAGUUGCCCCGUUGGAUUUACCCUGCAGCCUGAUGGGAAAACAUGUAAAGAUAUUGAUGAGUGUCUGGUAAACAAUGGUGGCUGUGACCACUUCUGCCGUAACACAGUGGGCAGCUUUGAAUGCAGCUGCCAGAAGGGCUAUAAACUACUAACGGAUGAACGAACCUGCCAAGAUAUAGAUGAAUGCUCAUUUGAAAGGACCUGUGACCAUACCUGUAUCAACUAUCCUGGAAGUUUUGAAUGCCUGUGUCAUAAAGGUUACAUGUUGUAUGGGAUGACACACUGUGGAGAUAUUGAUGAAUGCAGCAUCAGCAAUGGGAGCUGUGACUAUGGAUGUCUUAAUACAAUGGGGACCUAUGAAUGUGUAUGUCCUCCUGGGAAGAAGUUGCAUUGGAAUAAAAAAGAUUGUAUUGAGACAGUGAAAUGCCUGCCAAAUGCCAAACCAGCUCCAAAGGCUCAGUUGGUGUGCAGCAAAUCAGGAGGAAUGGAGAGCUGUUUCUUAUCUUGUCCAUCCAACACACUUUUUGUCCCAGACUCAGAAAAUAGUUAUUCAUUAAGCUGUGGAGUUCCAAUACAGCAGGGCAAGUUACAACAAAAGCGUAACAGUACACUUCCUAGUUGUGCAGACAUACUAGCACCUCCAAUCAAACAGAAAGCUCGGUUUAAAAUCAAGGAUGCAAAGUGUCACUUAAGGCCCCGUAGCAAAGAAAAAAUAAAGGAUAUUGGAAAGCAGCUGGCUGUUAUAGGAGGUCAAUUCCCUUGUACAGACAACUGCCCAGUAGCCUUUGUGAAUUUGAAGUGUGACUCCUCUAAGAAAAAACGCCGUGGACGAAAAUCACCAUCAAAGGAAGUAUCACACAUCACCGCUGAGUUUGAAAUGGAGAUGAAGUCUGAAGAAGUCUCAGAUACCUGUAACGUUGACUGUUUGCGGAAAAGGAUGGAGCAGAAGCUACAAACAGCAAUCAAGACUUUGAGGAAAUCUAUUAACAAACAACAAUUUUACAUUCAGUUUUCUGGGAUCGAGUAUGAAGUGGCUCAGAAGGCAGCUAAAGCUAUCCCUGAAGGACACGAACCCUGCAGUACAGGACAAGUGCAGCAGGACGGAAAAUGUGUUACCUGCAGCACUGGUACCUAUUACAGUGGGGAACAUAAUCAGUGCGUUCCUUGCUCACCAGGAACAUACCAAGACACAGAAGGUCAACUGUCCUGUGAACCUUGCCCAAGCAAUGAUGGACAAGGCAUAGCCGGUGCACGGAAUGUCUCAGAAUGUGGAGGGCAGUGUUCUCCUGGACAUUUUUCUUCUGACGGCUUUAAACCUUGUAGAUUGUGUCCACUCGGCACCUAUCAGUCUGAGCCAGGAAGGACCCUCUGUUUUCCAUGUGGUGGAGGACUGGGGACCAAACAUGAAGGUGCAGUGUCAUUUCAUGACUGUGAAACAAAGGUUCAUUGUUCUCCUGGUCAUUACUACAACUCUACAACUCACCGAUGUAUCAGAUGUCCUGUUGCAACGUAUCAGCCUGAGUUUGGUCAGAAUUAUUGCAUUACCUGUCCUGGAAAUACAAGUACAGAUUUUGAUGGCUCUACCAAUGUUACACACUGUAAAAAUCAACAAUGUGGUGGAGAACUUGGGGAUUACACAGGCUACAUUGAGUCUCCCAAUUACCCUGGAGAUUACCCAGCCAGUGUUGAAUGUAUUUGGAAUAUAAGUCCACCUCCAAAGAGACGGAUCCUUAUAGUGGUGCCUGAGAUAUUCCUCCCAAUCGAAGAUGAGUGUGGGGAUGUUUUAGUAAUGAGAAAAAGUGCUUCACCCACAUCCAUUACUACCUAUGAAACUUGCCAGACAUAUGAAAGACCUAUAGCAUUCACCUCCAGAUCGCGAAAGUUAUGGAUACAGUUCAAAUCAAAUGAAGGCAACAGCGGCAAAGGAUUCCAAGUACCCUAUGUAACCUAUGAUGAGGAUUAUCAACAGUUAAUAGAAGACAUUGUUCGAGAUGGACGUUUAUAUGCAUCAGAAAACCAUCAAGAAAUUUUAAAAGACAAGAAGCUUAUUAAAGCCCUUUUUGAUGUAUUGGCACAUCCACAAAACUAUUUCAAGUACACAGCACAAGAAUCAAAGGAGAUGUUCCCAAGAUCAUUUAUAAAACUACUUCGAUCGAAAGUUUCCAGAUUUCUACGACCAUACAAAUAACUUCCUAGCGCUUUUCAAUUUUUUUGUUUUCCCUUUGCAUUCCUGUCAGAUAUUGUAUUGUCUUCGACAGUAGAAACAUUUUUGCUAAUUUGAAGACUCCUUGAUAGUCUUUAUCUUAAAUUGUAUAUUGAAGAAUAACUAUAAUGUUUUAUAAUCUCCAAUAUUUUGAAUGGGAUUUUUUUUACUUUGAAGAAGAAUAUUGGAUUCCAGAGUGCAUCAAGUUGAAGAUCCAAAUUUAAGCCUGCACUACUUUAUCUUCAGUUAUGAUGAGAAGCAGCUGUUUAGAAAUGUAUUUCAAAACAUUUUCUAGUGGAAAACUGUUCUUCCUCAGCAAAGAAGAAACCUGGUCAAAGAAACUACCUGCAAAGAAGAAUUAUGAUAGAAAGGAGUAUGUAGUAUAAAUAAUACUUGGAUUUUGAAUUGCACUUGAACUUUAUAUGUGAAAUUUUAAUGGGAAAUCUAAAUAUCAUACUUUCCCAUUGGUGGUUUUAUGGAGACUUUGUUCUAGAUCUAAGCCAAAAAAGAAGAAUGGGAUGAAAUGGGGGUGUAAUUUUGGUUGAUGGAUUAAGCAAGUUCUAUGCUCACAAUCUACUAUUUCAUUGCCCCUUUUAAAACUUUUUCAUUAGUUUUACUGAUGUUUAACAUUGCCAGUGCAAUGUCAGGUUUAUAGAUCAAUAGUGAUUUCUCUUUAAAAAAUUACAAUAGAAUGAAAGAGAUUAAAGGACAAAUCUUAAUGCUUAAUUUUACUACUCCUGAUAGAAGAUCUAAACAAUAUAAUAUAAAUAUAUGCAUCUUUUUUCCGGGUACUUCAGUAUUACAAUAACUAUAACAUAUAGAUCAUGUAAAUACCAUUCAGACAAUAAUCUGUUCCAUUACAAUUCAGAAUUGUUUGUACAUAGUGGCACGUGAAGUCAGGAUACGCUUGGUAGCUGUUGAAAACAGAACUCUGCACAUGUGCAGAGAGAUUUCUCCAGUGGUUUAUAAUGCAGCAUAUUUUGCAAGAAUUGGGCCAUAUUAAUGGAUUAUGGCUAUGCUUUUUAUCCUUUCAUUUUAUAAGAAUUCUUGUUUGUUUAUCUCAUACCUGAAAUAGAUUGAAAUUGCAUGUUGAAAAUUAUCCUCAUCAGAUCUAUCAUGGUCAGAGCACAAGAUGCCAGGAAGUGAGAAAAUGGGUAUGAAAUAUUUUGUUGCUUCCAUAUUUUUUGAUAGACCAAUGGGAGUCUACUGGUGGUUGGCUCACAAUUAUUGGACAAUUUAUCUAAUACAAUAUGACUUGGCCUUGUAUAUCACCUCCUAUAGAUUUUAUCAUUAUGAUUGCCUUAGAGAGUACGAUGACCAACCUGUUACCAAUGUCAUUUAUGCUGAAAUACAUUUUUUUUAAAAGCCAUAUAGAUUGCAUUUUUAAAAAAUCAUAUACACAUAACAUAGCAUAAACAAAGAAAAGUAAAGAAAAUCUUAUCCAUUAACAUCAUUUGUUAGUUAUCUAACAAUGCUAAAAGGGAAUGGAUAUAUUGACGAAAUACUGUAUAUAUAUGCAGAAUCAAUACCUAUCCUAUCAUCACCUGUGUUAAGGCGUAGUGGUGGCACAAUGGGUUAAGCCUGCUGACCUGAAGGUUGGGUUGCUGACCUGAAGAUUGCUGGUUCAAAUCCAUGAGACAGGGUGAGCUCUUCUCUGUCAGCUCUAGCUUGCUGUGACAUGAGAGAAGCCUCCCAGCUAGCACAACCGGGCAUCCCCUGAGCAAUAUCUCUGUAGACAGCCAAUUCUCUCACACUAGAAGCGACUUGCAGUAUAUUCUUUAGUUGCUUCUGACUCGAUAAAAGAAAAUUACCCAUAUUAUGACCUUGCUUAUUAUCUGUUUUGCUAUUACUAACCUGCUGUACCACCUGUCAGGGUACCAAAUUAAUACUAUUUCUGAUAGAAAAUUACAAAAUUGGCUCAAAACAGAAUUUAAGGACUUCAUUACACCAGCCUGCUGGCUCCUAUCAAUCGUAUUGUUGAAGCAAACAAGAACAUACUGGUCUGAAAACAAUUACUAUCACACCUAUCUGCAAUUACACUAUUGUGUUCCUGUCCUUUUCCUGUCUUGCCUCUAUUUUGCCUUCCCCUUCCCCCCUGCCAUAGGCUUUGCCAAAUGUCUUUCUACCCCCCAAAAGAUGUUUUAAAUCAGAGAAGAGGACAUGUCUCUCUCUCUCUUUUUCUCUAUCUGCAUACCCCUUGCUGUGUAAGGCUAGCAAUCAGGCAGACAGGGAUGCAGAGCGAUUGGCCCAAAGAGAGGGGAUGGGCAAUCAGGCAGAGCUUCCUUCUCUUUUCCCUGGGACAUAUUUUUCUGUACAUAAAACCAACCUCAACCUGCUUAGGAUCUGCAUGAGGAAGGAAAGGAAUGAAAAAGAGAGUUACACCCACUCACUCAAGCAGCAAUACAGGGAGCCAUUGAUAGUAUUUCCCCAUCAAAAUAAUAAUAAUAACAACAACAACAACAACAUUGUAUUUAUUACCAUCCUCUCCUUUUGUCUCAAGGCGGGCCACAACUAUAAAAUCACAUAUUAAAACGUAGGUAAAAUGCAACCAUAGAAACAUAUAUUAAAACAUAAGCAUAUUAAAAUGCCUGAGACAAAGUUAAAGCACAAUAAACAUAGUAUGUGAUUUUAAAGUUAUCGUUAAAACUGACUGGGUAGACCUGCCAGAAGAGAUCAGUCUUCAGUUGUGUUUUAAAUUCUGACUGCUCAUUUAGCUGUCAGAGCUCUUCCAGCAGGUCAUUCCACUGUCUUGGGUGGCCAAUAAAAAGAUCCUCUGGAUAAUGAUUGCCAUUUGGGUUCUGGCUGGUUGGAGUAGCGGCCCCGCACCCCACAAAGGACCUAAGUGUCCAAAGGGGUGAAUUUUGUACAGAAGAAGGCGAUUCUGUAGGUAACCUGGACCCAAACCAUGUAGGGCUUUAAAAGGCACAACCAACAUUUUGUACUUUGCCUGGAAUUGGCAAGCAAAGGAAUGGUUUUAGUAUAGGGGUGAUAUGCUCAUUCCUGGAAGUUCCUGUAAGUAUUCUGCUUAGGAAUUGCAGACUUCACUAACAAAUUAAAUUCAAAACAUCAACAGGAUGGAAAUGGCAUCAUGUGAUGAGUUACAGCUACUGACACUAUAAUUGUACUCCAAUUGUGAUUUACGGGCUUCAUGUGAUAAAGUCCUAAGAGAGACUUGGACAUCUGCCUAUCACCUCCUUUCUUUUAGCACAACAAUGGUGGAUCCAGUUCUAGAACUGUGUUUUUUUUAAAUGUGGCUCACAGCAUACAUCACUGGAAAAGGAAUUUAUUAACAUUCUUGAUAAAUUCCUCUUUCAUUUAGGGGAGACAAUAUAACUGAGAGACUGCGAUCCUGACUGCAGUGUUUCAUCUCACUAAUUCUCCACCCCUUGCUUUUGUGAACUGGUGAAACUCCUUUUAUGUUUUAAGUUGAAUACACAGAAGGUGAUGGCUGGUGAUUCUCAUUACAUUUUGGGCUUCACUGGUUUUUGCUGCAAAUUAGAAAUCAAUUUGUCAAGAACUCUGAAGAUAUUCUUAUCUAAGUUGCUUGUUGAAUGUGCAGUUGUAGGGAUACAGUCCAGCUGUUAAAACACUUCAAAGUCCUAUUGAUUUAAAUGGAUUAAGCAUAUACUAAAUUGAAAACAAAAGGACAAAGCGCUUAACUUUUUCUGAAGCAUGCCUAUGAAAGUUGUAGCACUUAUUUUUUAUUUCAUCUCCCCUAAAUUCUGCACUUAAUUUUUUUAAAUACCAAGUCAGUUCACUUCAAAUCAUCAAGCUAUAUUGUCAGCAAGCUGAUAAUUGACAUACUUAACAGCUUGAACAUGAUUAGUGCCAAAUUAAUUUAAUUCCCCUUUUGCCAAUAAUAGUGGGCUUAUGCAGUUCGCAACAGAGCAAUAUAAAAUUACAUUUUAAGAAAUUAUUUAAAUGUGAUUUUAUGCCACUCAGUCUUGGAUGUUUUCAUUCCUUCUUUGUAUAUUGUAAGGGGUGGGCUAUUACUCCAGAUCCCCCACCCCUUUGAUGCAGACGUAGAAUUUAUUGCCAUGCAUAUUGAAUAUAGAAAUAUUAGAACUAAAAGAAACAAUUCUAAAAACAGGUUUAAAGAUAUUUUGAGUCUUGAUACUCCCUCUGUGGUUGGCUGUCUCAUCUCAUUAUCUGCAACAGAUAUUGAUUUUUAUCUUGCUAAUGCUAUUUAAUUUCUGCAGUGUUAUAUUUUGAUGUUGCUAACAUUGCUUGUUUUCUUGCUAUGCACCCAGAAAGAAUUUCCCUUUUUUAGUUUUUCCCAUAUGCAGCAUAGCAUGUGAAGCCAUAAUAUUUUCUGAUAAGAAGCAUCAUUGCUUGUACGUUCAACCAAAACAGAGACAUGCAAUUUACCAAAUGAUCCAAUGCAUCUCUUUCAUCUUUCCCAUUUUAGCUUUGUAAAAAGAGAUCAAUGGAGGGAGAGGUGGGUGGGCCGCUCAAGGCCCAAAAGUGUAAAUCAUCUUAGUAAAUCAAAGGUGCAACUGUUGAUUCUCCAGAUGUUUGGUACAACAACCUCCACAAACUCAUAGCACUAGUCAUGCUGGCAGAAGCUUCCGAGUUUCCAGAAUAUCUGGAAAGUCAAAAAUGUACUCAAGACAGGCAUAUUUUAAAUUAGUAAUUUGUGCAUUGACAUUUAUAGUGAAACGUAAAGUUUACCAAUGAGACAACAUUCUUAACAAGCAAUCCGCUUAUCACUCACCAAACAAAACGUGUGCAUCUUCAACAUGCCAAAAUAUUCUUUGUUGUUUUUGUUGCAACAGACUAACAGAAAUUCACACAUUACAAGUAUCAAGAAUAGUCGGAGGGCUUACUCUGUGCACAUUUCUUUUCUUUUUUUUUGGGGGGGGGGGCAUUUUCAGUGGCCAUAUGAAGUCUCCACUCUGCUCGGCCAUCCCACUCCCUUGAGCACAGCCAGUUAUUAGUUGGGGUUUUUUCCACUUUUGAUUAACUGGUUAGUUGAUAGAAACCAACUGAAGAAACCAGCUGCUUAUUUUAAACAAGCCAUGAUUAAUGUUAACCACAGAUAGUCAUUCAAUAUGAAAAUCAAAACAGAAGUUUCUAAACGCCUUCUCAAGCUUCAGAAGAAGUGGGAAGAAAGUGCGACACAAGAGCUUUCUAGAUUAAUUUGGCCCUCACAUGAUCAUAAUUUAGUCAAAAUGUUGCCCCCAAAGGCCUUUUUGACCCCCCACCCCAGCUCCCCCACCCCAUUCUGUUAGUUUAUAUAUCAAAAAUGGAGUGAAAGCAUUGUUCUCCAAGGUCCACUGAGAAGCAUGUAACCCUCCAAAUCCUGACCAUUUUUAGCCCUGAUGAAACAAAGCCACUGAAAAAGAUGGCCUUGUAUACUGAUCAGUACUCACCCCAUGUAUAUUCUUAGCAAGGAGCUAUUUAUGGGAAAUCACUAAACAUACAUUAAUUCUAUAUUUUAAAACUAGUCAUUUUAUUAUCCAGAUUUGGCAAGGACAGUUCUGAUAGUUCUCUAUUUACCCGUCUUUUCAGGUUAUUUUAAAAAGUUUCAGUGUCUUUCACCUCUGCCCACCUUGCCCUUUUAUUCUCAGUUUACCUCCAUUGCUGCAAAGUCAGCUUGCUGUCACUUAAUUCAGGGGAGGGUUGGGGAAGAAUUGUACCCUUCUCUGUAGACUCAGGCAAAAUGAAACUCUGUUUCUCCCAGCUUGCGUCUCCAUCCCGCCUUAAAUCACUUUUGUUACUUUGACCUUUGGCUACAUGCGCUCUGGUUUUCAUCUGUGAAAUGUUAACAGGUAUGCAUUAUUGCAUAAAGAUUUGACUUUUUAAGCAUCUGGAGGAGCACAAGUAUAUAGCAUUUUAAUGCAAUUAUGCCUAACAACUGCUCUCUGCAAACCACACAUGUUCUCAGCUAAAUCUUCCUCACCAACCAGAUUGGAGGGUAGAGCAUACAAGGUGUCAUGUCUGAGCACAUCAGUUAGAGCCUCUUUUGGAUUUUCCCCAAAUUUCCAGGCCAACAGAACUUGAAAGAAAAAGAAGUCACCUGAUAAAUAUUUGGUUCCCAAUAACUUUAAAAUGCUAUUGAAGUAAGCUGAAUACUUUUGUGACUUUCAAAAACAGGAAACUACAAUGAAGGGCUACUGUAAGCACUUGAAAGACUUCCAGCCUACACCAGAAACACAAUUCCAUUACCAAAAAAAGACUGUCCUGCAUUGGACUGAAAAAUCAUAUUGUUUGGAUCACAGCUAUAAUUUGCAUAUGUACUUGCAAGUAGACAAACUAUACAGCGAAAAAUGUUUGAGUAACCAAAUACAAACAGUAUAGUGCAGUACAUAUUUGUUAUUUCAUUUAUUUAUUCUGCUUAGUCUCAUGUUUAAUCCUUGAUGCUGUGUAAUAUAUAUAAUAUAUAUGUAAUAUAUAUAUAAUAUAUAUAUAUACAUUUAUAACAUGUAUAUACAGAGAUGCCUUUAGGUAUUCUAAUUUAGGCCAUCUAUCUUCCGGAAACUGAAUUAAGGGUUAAAUAUUUACAAAUGCCUACACAAAUACCAGAACUAUUCAAUGUACCUUCAUAAGAUGAUGGUUAUUUUAUUGCAUUGUAUUUCAACUGGUAUGCCUGUAGUCAUGGAGUGACAUUAUUUAAGACUUAUACUUCGCUCAUUUAGUUGCUUCCUAUCCUUAGAUAAAUACGUAUUACAAGACAGCCGAUUUGAACUACUUGUAAGGAAGCCAGUGUUCAUAAACUACUUUGUUAAUGAUGCAACCAUUUUUUUAUUGAAAUGUGAAAAACAAUUUACUUUUUUUACUCUAAUUAUGUAAAUAAUUUUUCUCCCCAUUACAGUGAGGAAUAAAUGUUAAGCUAUUGAAUAUAUAUUGGACAUUACAAAAUUCAGAUAUUCUUAUAUUAUUUGUAACUCUCCUAUAUAUUUGUUGGAGAAAAUGCUAUAAUGCUCAUAAUCUGUAAGACUGAAACUUGCUGCCAUUCCCUGGCAGAUGUAGGAUGUAGUAUUAAACUGCCUUUUAAUAAAUACUCACCUCUGCAGAUUAUAUUCAUAUACCUCUGGGGACAAGUGGAAGUAGCCUCUAUACCAGAGCGGCUGAUGGUGGCAACCCAUGUUGAUGUUUAGAUGUUAUUAUGUUAAGUAUCUGGCCUAGGUUCAACCACAUAUGACAGCGGCAAACUUGUUUGUUUAAAUGUUCAUGAUUUUAAUAACUUAUAAAAUGUGUGGCUGAAAGGAGCUGAACUUGUCACAGUGAACUUUCCUGUUAUCUGUUCCCUUAGAGUAAGGGUUGAAAGAAUAUUUUCUAUUGAAUUGAAAUAUUAUCUAUUCUCUGCUAUUCAUUUCCCAGUGGAUAAAUGGGCUUCCUGACAAUCAGGAAACAAGACUUCCAUGUAGUUCUCUCCUGGCAUUUGAUCAUCCCAAAGUGUUCUGGGGGAUGUUUCUGCACAGAAUGAUUCAUGGCUUAUUUGCAUAAAGGUCAUGUUUUCUGCAUAGAAAAUGUGGGUAUUUUGCACAAAAACAUGGACCUUGCUGUGCAGAAAAAUCCUUGGUGGGGUAGCACCCAAACAUGGGGAGAAAGCUGUGUGUGCGUGAAUACAUAUAAAGAGAAUGAGAAUAUAUAAAAAUGUGAACAAGAGAUCAUGUAAGUGUGUAACAUUUAAUUAAUAUUAGCAUUAGAUUCUACUUUGUAAUUGAUCAAGGUGAGUUUCCAGCAAGGCAGGGUACGGUGUCCCAGAACCAAUCUGGGUGCCAUUCAAUAUGAGAGAUUUGGCCUUGAAAAAUAAUCCAUACAAAUUUAUUUACAGUUGCCAGUAGAGUAGUAAAGGAAAUGUGACCCAGACAUAUAUAGUUUAAACAGGUUCUCACUGGUGCCUAUUUUAAGGUGGAGGCUGCUUUUCAAAGUCUGGAACUAUCUUGUCUGUUAUUAGAGGAAGUUGUUGCCCAGAUGUCUGAGAUGUUGUAUAAGACCUAUCGUGGUGUCAGCCAUAGCUUGUUGCCCCAAGCCCCUUCUACACUGCCAUAUAAUCCAGUUCAAAGCAGAUAAUCUAGUUUUUAUAUGGCAGUGUAGAAGGGGCCUCGGACAAUGACAGCUAUUAAUAUAGAGCAGGGAAAGAACCAAAGAGGAAACGAAAAUGGGCCCCAAUGUGUCUGAAACAGUAUCACAUCUCUGCAGCAUGGUUGCCUCUGAUGGCCUAGGGGAUAAAAGCCUUGUGACUUGAAGGUUGGGUUGCUGACCUGAAAACUGCCAGGUUCAAAUCCCACCCAGCUCCAUGCAGGGACAUGAGAAGCCUCCCACAAGGAUGGUAAAACAUCAAAACAUCUGGGCGUCCCCUGGGCAACGUCCUUGCAGAUGGCCAAUUCUCUCACUCCAGAAGCAACUCCGGUUGCUCCUGACACGGGGGGGGGGGGGGGGGGGGGGAAGCAUGGUUGCUGUUGAAAUGGAAGUACCUGGCCCAUUCCCAAACCCUCACCUAUGCCAAAUCACUAAUGUUUUAAUGCCAUGUUUUUAAAAAAUGCUAUUUUAUACAAAGAAUCUGGAGCCCCAACUGGAUGUAUUAUAAUCUGUAUUAUCCUGAGGGUUUUUAAAAAAAUGAAUUAGUGGGCAUACGUAAAAAUCUGAAUAAAACCUUUGUAGAAGCUGCUGGUACUGCUAAGCUUUAUUUCCAGUGUAAAUUAUGUACAGAGGGUUGUUUUCCACAAGAAUUGUAUCAUGGUAGUGUAGAACAAAAUUAGUGAAUUAAUGUAUAAAGUUCUGAACUUAGGAGGGUUUUUUUAAUUGUCUCACCAUUGCCAAUAUGUUUAACAACAUUAUUCACAUCAAUAAUUGAAACAGUUGUUGUAAAUGUACCUUGUUAAGCGCUACAUCUUUCUGUGCCUCAGUAGCUUUGUUUUCUAUGUCAAGGGUCAAAAGGAAGCAUGUGGGGUUUUUUUUUGUUAAAUCGCUUUCAUAAUAAAUCUGAAAUGAGAUAAA